AUGAGCGGUGGCCCGAAGAGAGACAUGUUGGGCUGGUACAAUGCUCCCCGCGCUGAGACGAGCAUCCCUCACCAUGGCAACCGCUUGGAGGCUCCUGACGUGCGUUCUCAUCCUCACCACAGCGGCGGGCGGCUAAGCCUGCAACCAUUUUGUGCCGGCAGCCUUGGGGAACCAGAGGAGUUCCUCUCCAGCCUGGAUCACUAUGAAAUUGCUUUCCCCAUCCAAGUGGACCAAAACGGGGACUUCCUCACCUUCGACAUGCGACGCCAGCCCAAGCGGCGCGCCCGGCGCGGCCUGAGCUCCCUGGCCUACGAGGCAGCUGAGCCGCAGGUCUUCUACAAGGUCCCCGCCCAAAGCACCCAGUUCCUCCUCAACCUGACCCUGCACUCCAACCUGCUGGCCGAGCACUUCACCGUGGAGUACUGGAAGCGGGACGGGGUGGACUGGCAGCACGACUUCCAUGAGGACUGCCACUACGCAGGCCACCUGCAGGGUCAGCACCUGAGCUCCAAAGUCGCCAUCAGCAACUGCAACGGGCUGCACGGGGUGAUCGUGGCCGACGAGGAGGAGUAUUUCAUCGAGCCCCUCAGCCUGGGCGCCAACCUGAGUGCAGGGAGCGAGGGCGAGGGAAGCCCCCACGUGGUGUACAAGCGAUCGUCCCUCCAGCACUCGCACAUGGACGCGGCCUGCGGUGUCUUAGAUGAGAAGCCCUGGAGGGGGAGACCUUGGUGGCUGCGGACGCUGAAGCCCUCCCCUCUGAAACCCUCCGGCAACAGCAGCCAGCGCGGCCAGCUGCCCCUGAAGAGAUCCGUCAGCACCGAGCGCUACGUGGAGACCCUGGUGGUGGCCGACAAGAUGAUGGUGGGGUACCACGGGCGGCGGGACAUAGAGCAGUACAUCCUGGCCAUCAUGAAUAUUGUUGCCAAACUUUUCCAGGACUCAAGUCUGGGCAAUAUUGUCAAUAUCCUUGUGACCCGUCUGAUUCUUCUCACCGAGGACCAGCCCACCCUGGAGAUUAACCACCAUGCCGGGAAGUCGCUGGACAGCUUCUGCAAGUGGCAAAAAUCCAUCGUGAACCGGAACGGCAAUGGGAACGCCAUCCCCGAGAACGGCAUCGCCAACCACGACACCGCGGUGCUCAUCACCCGGUACGAUAUCUGCAUCUACAAGAACAAGCCCUGUGGCACCUUAGGGCUGGCCCCGGUGGGGGGAAUGUGUGAGCGAGAGAGAAGCUGCAGCAUCAAUGAGGACAUCGGGCUGGCCACGGCCUUCACCAUCGCCCACGAGAUCGGCCACACGUUCGGCAUGAACCACGAUGGAGUUGGCAACAGCUGCGGCUCCCGCGGGCAAGAAACGGCCAAGCUCAUGGCGGCUCACAUCACCAUGAAAACCAACCCUUUCGUGUGGUCGACCUGCAGCCGGGAUUAUAUCACCAGCUUCCUGGACUCAGGCCUGGGACUGUGCUUGAACAACGCUCCUCCCAAGCAAGAUUUCGUCUACCCGACGGUGGCGCCCGGACAGGCCUACGACGCGGACGAGCAGUGCCGCUUCCAGUACGGAGUUAAAUCUCGCCAGUGUAAAUACGGGGAAGUCUGCAGUGAGUUAUGGUGUUUGAGCAAAAGCAACCGCUGCAUUACCAACAGCAUCCCUGCCGCAGAGGGGACCAUCUGCCAAACCAAUACCAUUGAAAAGGGGGACUGCCCCCCUGGGUCCCAUGACUUCCGCGAGCUGCAGUGCGCCGAGUUCGACAACAUCCCCUUCCGCGGGAAGUACUACACCUGGAAGACGUACCGAGGAGGGGGCGUGAAAUCCUGUUCUCUCAACUGCCUGGCCGAGGGCUUCAACUUCUACACGGAGCGGGCAGCUGCCGUGGUGGACGGGACGCCCUCUGCACGCUCUGCCUGCCGCAGUGGGCAUUCGGAGCCGGGGCCCGGAGCCACGCUGGCCUGGGCCCAUGCCCGUGGUGGGAGGGCCAAGGCCCACAGAGGGAGCCACGCCGGCCUGGGCCCAUGCCCGUGUGCUGGGCUCCCUGAUUUGUUUUCCCUACGGGUGGGUUCAGGAUUCCUUCCCCCUGCCCAAGCUGUGCUGAACUCAGACGGUGCCCACCCCCCGGCUGCUCCCUGCGGUGUCUCUGACCCCAGCGUGCCUCGGUUCCCUGCUGACCCCGCCUGGGGCUGUCUUCCAGAUUACGAGGAGGUGGUCUGGAUCCCCAAGGGCUCGGUGCACAUUGACGUCCGGGAGCUGAACCUCUCUCUCAGCUACCUGGCGCUGAAAGGGGAGAGCGGCGAGUAUUUCAUCAACGGGAAGCUCUCCAUCGACCCGCCCAGGCGCCUUGACCUCGCCGGGACGACCUUCCACUACAGGAGAGCUCCGGACGAGCCCGAAUCGCUGGAGGCCCUAGGGCCUACCAAUGCCACGCUCAUUGUCAUGGUUCUCGUGCGGGCAGAGCUGCCGGGGAUUCGGUACAAGUUCAACACGCCCCUCGCCCGCAGCUCCCUGACCCAGUAUUCCUGGCACUACGCGCCUUGGACCAAAUGCUCCGCCAUCUGCGCGGGGGGCAGCCAAGUCCAGUCCGUCGUGUGCAAGAAACAGGCCGACAGCUCCACAGUCUUCAACCAUUUCUGCAGCCCUGAAACCAAGCUGCCUGAGAAGCAGCGGCCGUGCAACACUGAGCCAUGUCCGCCCACCUGGGCGGUGGGGAACUGGUCAGAAUGCAGCCGGAGCUGCAACGGGGGCAUCCGCACCCGCAGCGUCGCCUGCCAGAGGAAGGUCUCUGCGGCCGAGGAGAAAACCCUGGACGACAGCGCCUGCGCCCAGCCCCGGCCCACGAUGCACGAGCCCUGCAAUAACCAGACAUGCCCCCCGCAAUGGGCAGCCCUGGACUGGUCAGAGUGCACCCCGAGCUGCGGGCCCGGUUUCCGCCACCGCAUCGUGCUCUGCAAAAGUGGGGACCACAGCACCACCCUGCCCAACUCGCAGUGCCCAGAGAGCACCAAGCCCCCGGCCAGCAUGAGGUGCACCCUGCGGCGCUGCCCGCCCCCGCGGUGGGUGACUGGCGAGUGGGGAGAGGUACUGAGUCCUAGCUCUUCCCGGGGAGCCGUGGGGGGUGCCCAGGAGAUCCCGGGCGGGCACUGCACACGGGCACCUCAACGAAGGCAGCGCAGCGCAGGGGUGACAGCACGCCCGGGCAGCAGGGGAGCGGGGCUCAGUGGGUUUGGAUCAGGGGACAGCCUCAAGCCGGCCGCCAUGCAGCAGUGCGAAGCCCAGUGCGAGUCAGGAGCUACCGAGAGCCCGGAAGAGUGCAAGGAUGUGAACAAGGUCGCCUACUGCCCCCUGGUGCUGAAGUUCAAGUUCUGCAGCCGGACCUACUUCCGACAGAUGUGCUGUAAAACCUGCCAGGGGCAUUAAAGGAGCCAGGCGACCCCGUCGGAAAACUGGAAGGCGAAAGCAACGCCAGGGGGCAGCCACUCCCUCCGCCCCUGCCCCGGGAA
Molecule: messenger RNA, 3491 nt
Organism: Pelodiscus sinensis (Chinese soft-shelled turtle)
Lineage: Eukaryota; Metazoa; Chordata; Testudines; Trionychidae
Source: RefSeq, a predicted model, not a curated record